CAGACGCACCACGGACAACUAGCUAGAUUGCGGCCGCUGGAAGCAAAACCGUGUUCCUUCGAACAAUUAAAUUAAACGUACCCUCUCAUUUUUUGUCUGCAGCACAAAUAAAUUUAGCGCUACAGAGAAUAUGGGGGUCCCGAAGUUUUAUCGAUGGAUUUCUGAGCGUUACCCUUGUCUCAGUGAAGUUGUCAAGGAACAUCAGAUCCCAGAAUUCGACAAUCUCUAUUUGGAUAUGAAUGGGAUCAUUCAUCAGUGUUCUCAUCCAAAUGAUGAAGAUGUCCACUUCCGCAUCUCUGAAGAAAAGAUUUUUGCUGACAUUUUCCAUUACUUGGAGGUACUUUUCAGGAUCAUCAAGCCACGCAAGGUUUUCUUCAUGGCAGUUGAUGGUGUGGCGCCAAGGGCAAAAAUGAACCAGCAGAGAGGACGGAGAUUCCGGUCUGCUAAAGAAGCAGAAGAAAAAAUUAAAAAAGCUCUGGAUAAAGGAGAGGUGUUACCCACAGAAGCUCGUUUCGACUCCAACUGCAUCACUCCAGGCACUGAGUUCAUGGUGAGACUCCAAGAGCAGCUGAAGUAUUUUGUCCACAACAAACUCUCUACUGACAAACUUUGGCAGAAUGUCAAAAUCUACUUGUCUGGCCAUGAGACCCCUGGCGAGGGCGAGCAUAAGAUCAUGGAAUUCAUACGUUCAGAGACUUCGAAGCCACUUCAUGACCCUAACACCCGGCACUGCUUGUAUGGCCUGGAUGCCGACCUGAUCAUGUUGGGUUUGACCAGCCAUGAGCCAAAUUUCUCGCUACUCAGAGAAGAGGUCCGCUUUGGAGGAAAGAAAUCCCAAAAAAGGGUAACUGCUCCAGAGGAGACAACGUUCCAUUUGCUCCACUUGUCUCUGAUGAGGGAAUACAUUAACUAUGAGUUCUCUGAGGCUAAGAAUCAGUCGGGCUCUAAAUAUGACUUGGAGCGGAUAAUUGAUGACUGGAUUCUAAUGAGCUUCCUUGUGGGGAAUGACUUCAUCCCUCACCUUCCUCAUCUUCACAUUAAUCACGAUGCUUUGCCGUUGUUGUAUAAGACUUACAUCAGUGUGCUACCUAGUCUUGAUGGUUAUCUGAACGAGAAUGGCCAUCUUAACCUCGGAAACUUUGAGAAAUACUUGGAAAAACUCUCUGAGUUUGACCGUGAACAUUUCAGUGAGGUGUUUGUGGACUUGAAGUGGUUUGAGAGUAAAGUUGGUAACAAGUACCUGAAUGAGGCGGCGGGUCAAGCAGCAGAGAUGGAAGCUGCCAGUAAACGCACCCACAAGGAAGAGGAUUGUUCUCUCCCUCUGGUAGAACUGACAUCACCUGAUAUAGUGACAGACGGUGGGAAAGUACCUACUGUCGAGGAUGAUGAGGAGGAAGAUGAUAUAUUUGAAACCGAGUUUAGACAGUACAAGCGCACGUACUAUAUGACCAAGAUGGGUGUCGACGUAGUGUCUGAUGAUUUUCUAUCAAAGCAGGCCAAAUGUUACGUCGAAGGCAUCCAGUGGAUUCUUCACUACUAUUAUCAUGGGGUUAAAUCCUGGAGCUGGUUUUACCCCUACCACUAUGCACCGUUCCUGUCAGACAUCAGGAAUAUUUCAGAAUUGACGUUGACCUUUGAUUUUGGGAAACCCUUCAUGCCCUUCCAGCAACUCUUGGCAGUCUUGCCCGCUGCCAGCAUGGAGCUUUUGCCUGAAUGUUACAGGCACCUGAUGACCAGUGAAACGUCUCCCAUUAUUGAAUAUUACCCUACGGACUUCGGAACAGACCUCAAUGGCAAGCAGCAGGAGUGGGAGGCUGUGGUGCUAAUUCCUUUCAUCGAUGAGAGGUGUUUGUUAGCGGCCAUGGAGAGUUGCAAUUAUAAGCUGACAAAAGAAGAGAAAGACAGGAAUAAUCAUACAGAGUGUGCUCUAUAUACAUAUGACCAUGAGAAAGACUUCACAUACCUCUCCACCAUUCCUCAGCUCUUCCCAAAUAUCAUCCAUUGCCAUGCCAGGAAAGAAAACAUUCCCAUGGAUGCCUGGCAAGUUCCACUAAACCACAUUGGCAGGAGUGUGGAUCGCUCAGCGCUGUAUUUCUGUGGAUUCCCCACACUACAUCACAUAAAACACAAGUUUAGUAUGAAGAAGAGCGGGGUGGUGGUAUUCCAACAAAGCAGCAGAGGUGACAAUAUGAUACUGGAGAUCCUCCCCAGUCAGAAAGAGGAAUUGGAUUGCAAGGAUGUUGCUGAACAAGUACUGGGGAAGUCAGUCUUUGUCAACUGGCCACAUUUGGAGGAAGCACGCAUCAUUGCUGUGACAGAUGGAGACACCAAAUUUUCUCUAGACGAACCAUCAGGGGUCCAACGAGUCUACCACAGCCCUUCCACCCCUCCACCGACCAAAGUCACUUACCUCUUAGACAAGGAGCAGAGGGACUGGAUAAAAGACAUCCAAGGAAUAACAGAACACUACCUGAAGAGGAAAGGCAUAACAGUGAAUGAAACAACAGUGGUUUUAUAUGGACAACUGCUGACAGGAAGAAAAUACGUCCCGAAGUCGAACGGUGUGGUCGAGUUGGAGAAACAGUGGGCUAAGCAGGUCCUUCCUUUUGCCUACCAGACUGUCGUCCAGGACAUUGAGGCCUUUUAUUCACCUUUGACCUGCUUUAAGAGCUUAGAAGACCUCUAUCCUCCACAAACCACUGUUUUCAUGGUGGGAAACCACCACUACUAUGCUGCCAUGGGCGAGGUGCAAGAUUCCAGCGACGUCAUCAAAGAAGGCCGUGUGCGUGUGGUUUUCAACCUCCCACAUGAUCCCCAACUAGAGGUUCUAAUCCAAAACCAGCAUAAGUACUGUGUAAAGUACAGCCCUGGGUACAUUGUGGCAUCCCGGCUUGGUAUUAGCGGCUACCUUGUGUCCCGCUUUUCUGGAAGCAUCUUCAUUGGCAGAGGAUCUAAAAAGAACCCCUGUGGAGAGCAAAAAGGUAAUGUUGGCCUGAACCUGAAGUUUAACAAGAAGAAUGAGGAAGUUCCAGGGUACACCAAGAGAACUGAGAAGGAAUGGCUUUACUCUGCUGCUGUGGAGGAGCUAUUAGCCGAAUACUUAGAAAGAUUUCCUGAGGUGUUUGACACUGUUGCAAGAAACGGUCACGAUGAUGUGUUCUAUGAAGACGACAUCUGGCCCGGGGAAGACCACAAUGGGGCAGAAAAGGUGGCUGAAAUCAUGACAUGGUUGAAAAAUCACCCCGUCAGCUCUAUCAGCAGAGCGUCAUGUGACUUGCAAGUGUUGGACGUCGCAAUCAUCGAGAAAAUUGAGGAGGCUGUGGAGAAAGCCAAGGUGAAGAAGAGUACAAAGAAAGUUCGAGUCACCGUAAAGCCGCAUCUCCUGUUUAGGCCCUUGGAGCAGCAACAGGGUGUGGUCCCAGACCCCAAUGCAGAGUAUCGGCUGUUUGACCGUGUCAUCAAUGUCAGAGAGAGCUUCACUGUCCCGUUGGGUCUCAGAGGCACUGUUAUUGGCAUUAAAGGAGCUGAGCGUGAGGACGAGGUUCUCUAUGAGGUGCUGUUUGAUGAGGAAUUUGCUGGAGGGCUUAAUAUCAGGUGCACAUCACCUCGUUGUUACCGCCUACCGCCCUGUGCGCUACUUAACCAAUCGCAUGGUGCCCGAAUGGAUCCCAUGUACAACAAACUCACCGCCAUUGUCAAACCUCAACCCGCUGCUGCCACCAACUUCAACUCACAUCAUCAUGUUGCCAGCCUCAACCACUCUCCACGUUCACCCUUUAUAUCAACGCAGCAUAAUAAACACAGUGAGGUAAGACCAGCCUACCAAGGCAGCAAAAACUCUAAGGCUGCUAUGCAGAAGCAACAGGACAAGAGUAAAGACGUGUACAUGAAUAUAUGGCAGUCUUUGCAAGACUCCGCUCCUUCCCAUAAACCUCCUGCUCAAUGGCAAAAUAAUCCCUCUGCUGGUGUCAUUAAGUUGUUGAAGAAAAGCGAAGAGGGCGUUUCAGUUGUACCUCAGCAGAACACAGUCAACAAGACAUCAACUGAGUUUGAGGACCUGAUAGCCAGCCUUAAGAUUUCGAAGGACAGCCAACAGAGUCCUGCAAAUCUUCCUCCAGCUCCUUUACAAACAACCGCCAGCCAAUCCGAUGAGCCUUUGUCACCACAGUCCUUUGCAAUGAAGGGCACAAUGGUGUUGAAAGAGAUGCUCAAGAUCGAUGGCACUGCAACAGGAAGUUCUGCCCCUCAAGAGACUGCUAACGACCAGAAGCAAAACAAGAGAGGAAAGUCCAAAAAAUUAGCGGCACAAAUGAAUCUUCCCCAUGGAGAUAAAGCUCAAUCGUCGUCUCCUGUGCCUGUUACCCAUGUUCACCAGUCCAACCCGUUGAUGGCCAGUAAGGUGUCGGAGUUGGAGUGCGUGUGUGUCGCUUUAGGCAUGGCACCACCGGAGUUCAGCUUUAUGCACAACAGAUUGGGUGUUGCGGUGUGUCAGGUUAAGCUGCCCAACGGUUUGACUCUUCACGGGCCUCAGUGUCAAUCAGAAAACGAAGCCAAGGAGAAAGCUGCCUUCUUUGCCUUACAGCGACUGAAUUCACUGGGCUCAGGUUUCCCUCUUCAACCCCCUCUGUUCCAUGGAGUGGCACAUUUGCAGUCUCCAGCCAUCAGAGCCAUGCCUCCUGUUUACAACCAGCCAGGCGGCUUGAUGAUGCCCCAGCGGGGUUGCGCUCCCGCCCCUAUCUGGGGAAUGCCUCUGCCACCCCACCCUCACCCCCAUCACAACCCAGCAUUCUACAGAGCAGCAGGAACGUUUCCUGGUGUCUCAAGGCCACAGCCAGUCAAUACUUUGCCCAUGGGCUCACAUCAUCAGUUCAUCCCUUUACAGGUUACGAAAAAGCGAAUGUCUACCAACAAGAAACCCCAAGAGUUUUACUCAGCUGCCCAGAACGUAGCUAGGAAUAAAGCCCGACGAGGCCAGGAUACGCCUCCUGGCCAGUCACAACCCGUCCGAGAAGAUGACCCUGCUCCGGCAAACACGCUUCCUGUGACGAUGACCCACCCGUCCACGCCUCCUCGGCAAAAUAGGCCGGCCGCGGGCCACACCCCUGGCUCCGCCUCCAAAAGGAAGCACAGGAAACUGGCUGUGAACUUUGAGGCAGCUCGAGUGUCAGACCAGUGAACUUGAUGCGUGUCAGCAUGUGUGCUCGCACCUCUGCUGCAUAUUGCAGUUGCUCCGUUGGCUGAUUGAUAUACCAAUCGCAUCCUUGUGAAUUUAAGAGUCAGGUUUUUGCAGCAAAGAAUUGUUCAGCUCGUUACUUUGCAUUUUGGCCUCCAGGUUUUACAAAGAUGAGAAUCUCACAAUAUG
Messenger RNA from Syngnathus acus (greater pipefish), 5362 nucleotides. It is a transcript of the gene xrn1, whose product is annotated as 5'-3' exoribonuclease 1. Gene Ontology annotation, molecular function: RNA binding; 5'-3' RNA exonuclease activity. Gene Ontology annotation, cellular component: nucleus. NCBI's taxonomy places the organism in Eukaryota, Metazoa, Chordata, Actinopteri, Syngnathiformes, Syngnathidae. The record is from RefSeq and is a predicted model, not a curated record. The transcript is spliced from 40 exons. The coding region runs from base 131 to 5176 and encodes 1681 amino acids. Gene Ontology annotation, biological process: rRNA catabolic process; nuclear-transcribed mRNA catabolic process.